GGGUGACGUUCGGGUCUGGAAUGUCCCAGUCACAUGAGAUCGACUAGAGGAAGUUGUUUUCUUUAGCCCUGUCACGGUAUAGGUCUAGUCCGGACGCUUUUCUGUAAGGUCGACACUGAAGUCAAGGGGAACGCGCGAACUGCAGGAGGCGGCGGCAAGAUCAGCCGUCAUGAAGGUCCUCCUGUUUCUGGGGACUUUCCAGAUCAUGGUUCUGGCUGUCACUGCCUCACCGUUAGUUGACCCACUGCUGACUGAAGGCUGGAGGAAUUGGAAGGCGCUUCACCAGAAGCAGUAUACAGAGACUGAAGAACAAAUGCGGAGAAUGGUGUGGGAGAAAAACUUCAGGUUUGUUGCAUAUCACAAUCUGGAGUACUCGAUGGGUAAACACACCUAUAAUCUUAAAAUGAACCAAUUUGGAGACAUGACCUUGGAAGAGUUCAAUGAGCAGAUGAAUGGAUUCCGCCUCUUAAAACCCAGGAACUCAUCCCGGCAACUUGCAAGGAUUCCAGAAUUGAUUGAGAUUCCAAAGAGUGUUGAUUGGCGCGAUAAGGGCUAUGUCACUCCAGUGAAGAACCAGGGUGCCUGUGGCUCAUGUUGGGCUUUCAGUUCAACUGGAGCAUUGGAGGGACAGACCUUUAAAAAGACGGGAAAACUCAUCCCACUAAGUGAGCAGAAUCUGGUGGAUUGCUCAGGACCACAGGGGAAUCAAGGAUGUGGUGGCGGAUGGAUGGAAAAUGCUUUCCUGUAUGUACAUGACAACCAUGGGAUUGAUUCUGAGGCUGGAUAUCCCUACACUGGAAAUGAUGAUCCCUGUAAUUAUAAGGUCGAGUACAAAGCUACCAAUUGCACCAAUUACUUUUUUGUCCCUCAAGGUGAUGAAAAAGCUUUAGCUCAAACUGUUGCUAAGGUUGGACCUAUAUCUGUUGCUAUUGAUGCCAGUCAUCAAUCCUUUCAGUUCUACCAUUCAGGUAUUUACUAUGAACCCAGUUGCCUACCUUAUAUUAUGAGUCAUGCGGUACUGGUAGUUGGAUAUGGAAUUACACCUGAUUCGAAGUACUGGAUUGUUAAAAACAGCUAUGGUGUUGAAUGGGGAAAUGAGGGCUACAUUUUAAUGUCCAGAAACAGGCAUAACAACUGUGGAAUUGCGACGCAUGCCGUCUAUCCAGUGAUUUAAAGAUUUUUUUGAACAGAGUCCAAGAAUGCGAAGACUUCUGAGGGCGUGCUUCUUCUGUUGUGUGCGUUGGGUUUUACGUUAUUUUAAUUACUGUUGCUUCACCUUACAACUUUGAUCGGAACCAUCACUCCCUGUGUUGAUUUUAAUAUAAAUUGUCUUGUCCUGGAACAGCACAUGUAUUGAUGAAUGUUUUGAAUGAGGGAAUUAACAUACUUUCACUGAUUGACAUUGAUUGCUGAGCGGGGCUUGUCAAUCACAGACUCUGGUUGCCUAUUCAAAACCCAGUGCACUGCCCUGCUGGCCAAGGCAGUGCUUCACUCUCUCCCCUUGUUUGGAUUGUGGAUGGAGCCCUUGUUACUGUUUCUGACUGUGAUAUCCAACAAAAUAGAUGGGCAUGGCCAGGUUAAAUUGCCAGUGUUGGCAUUUGGUUCUGGUGCCUAGAAUGUCAAACUGAUGUUCUCGAUGUAAGUCAACCAUUAAAUGCUAAAUUCUUAACAUAGCGACAAUAAAAGGGAAUAAUUAUGUAGAACCCUUCAGACAUCUGCAAUGUGAUUUAUACUUCAUGUUUACAAAUAAUAAUAAAUGCAUCAUUUCCACAAA
Molecule: messenger RNA, 1774 nt
Organism: Carcharodon carcharias (great white shark)
Lineage: Eukaryota; Metazoa; Chordata; Chondrichthyes; Lamniformes; Lamnidae
Product: procathepsin L-like
Exons: 8
Coding region: 170-1174 (334 amino acids)
Biological process (GO): immune response
Cellular component (GO): lysosome
Molecular function (GO): cysteine-type endopeptidase activity
Source: RefSeq, a predicted model, not a curated record